UGCGGCCCGGCUCUUCGGAGGGUACUGGGUCGGCGUCCCGCCCCGCGCUCCUGCGUAAACACCGUUCCCUCGGCAACGUCUGGAGCCCACGUCAAAGAAUCCGCGGGGUCCGGGGCGACGGCCACCCCUCCCGCCGAGCCCGACGCCCGGCAGAGGCUUCUCACCCCAGCCCGAGCCACCCCCGCUCGGGCUUGCGGCCGCCUCCCCCGGUGCGGGAUGAACACAGCCGCAGCCGCCGCGGGGCCCAAUGGAGGAGCCGCCGCCGCCGCCGGCCCGCCCGCCAGCGAGAAUGGCCUCGUUGGGCAGCCCACACCCCGGAGCCCCCUCCGCGGCCGCCGCACCUGGCGGGACUUCCUCCGCCGCGACGGCGGCGGCCGUGCUGUCCUUCGGCACCGUGGCGACCGCGGCGGCCGCGGCGCUGGGGAACCAGAGCGACGGGAGCGGGGGCGACAGCACUGGCGCCUCGGCUGGCGGCGGCCCGGGCGGGCCCCGGGCGGCGGGGGCGGCGGGGGCGGCGGGGAGGCCGCCGCAGGGACCCGAGGCGGCGCCGCUGCUGUCGCACGGGGCGGCGGUGGCGGCCCAGGCGCUCGUGCUCCUGCUCAUCUUCCUGCUGUCUAGCUUGGGCAACUGCGCGGUGAUGCGGGUGAUCGUGAAGCACCGGCAGCUCCGCACCGUCACCAACGCCUUCAUCCUGUCCCUGUCCCUGUCGGAUCUGCUCACGGCGCUGCUCUGCCUGCCCGCCGCCUUCCUGGACCUCUUCACGCCGCCGGGGGGCUCGGCCCCCGCCGCCGCCGCCGCCGCCGCCGCCGCCUCCCCGGCCGCGGGGCCCUGGCGCGGCUUCUGCGCCGCCAGCCGCUUCUUCAGCUCGUGCUUCGGCAUCGUGUCCACGCUCAGCGUGGCCCUCAUCUCGCUGGACCGCUACUGCGCCAUCGUGCGGCCGCCGCGGGAGAAGAUCGGCCGCCGCCGGGCCCUGCAGCUGCUGGCCGGCGCCUGGCUGGCGGCCCUGGGCUUCUCCUUGCCCUGGGAGCUGCUCCGCGCGCCCCGCGCGCCCCCGGCGGCACAGAGCUUCCACGGCUGCCUGUACCGGACGUCCCCGGACCCCGCGCAGCUGGGCGCGGCCUACAGCGUGGGGCUGGUGGUGGCCUGCUACCUGCUGCCCUUCCUGCUCAUGUGCUUCUGCCACUACCACAUCUGCAGGACGGUGCGCCUGUGCGACGUGCGCGUGCGGCCCCUGACCACGUACGCGCGCGUGCUGCGCUUCUUCAGCGAGGUGCGCACGGCCACCACCGUGCUGAUCAUGAUCGUCUUCGUCAUCGGCUGCUGGGGGCCCUACUGCUUCCUGGUGCUGCUGGCCGCGGCCCGGCAGGCCCAGGCCACGCAAGCCCCCUCGCUCCUCAACGUGGUGGCUGUCUGGUUGACCUGGGCCAAUGGGGCCAUCAACCCUGUCAUCUAUGCCAUGCGCAACCCCAACAUUUCGAUGCUCCUGGGACGCAACCGGGAAGAGGGCUACCGGACUAGGAACGUGGACGCCUUCCUGCCCAGCCAGGGCCCCCGGCUGCAGGCCAGAAGCCGCAGUCGCCUUCGAAACCGCUAUGCCAACCGGCUGGGAGCCUGCAGCAGGAUGUCUUCUUCCAGCCGGGCCAGCGGGAUGGGAGGGGAUGUGGCCAUGUGGGCCCGAAAAAAUCCAGUUGUGCUCUUCUGCAGGGAGGGACCCCCAGGGCCUGUGACAGCAGCGGUCAAACAACCUAAAUCCCAAGCGGGGGAUACCAGCCUCUAAGAAGGGCCAGGAUGCAUGGCUUGUGAAGGCAGAUUUUCACCUGCUCCGUUUAAUGAUGCAGGAUUCCGGGGAGAAUCGUGUAUUUCAUAAAGCCAGACGUUUAAAAAAAGAGACGGAGGGGGAGGCUUACCACUUGCCCCAAAACGACGUACAAGACAAUGUGCCCUUCUUCAAAAGUGACACAUGUAAAAUGCAAAAAUUAAAACAGUAUCGAACCACACAACCAAGCGUUGUGAACUGUAAGUGCCAAAAAUGACAAAAAUAGAAUUCGCAAUUACUGAUAAGCUCAUAUUACAGGAAUCACACUGUGAAACGAACAAACAAAAUCAUUGAAUGUAACCAGGAUUUGUUCAAAUACAUAGCGUUUCAGGAAAGAAUGGAGACCUUCAGAAUUACUUGAAGGCCCCUCCAAAUCACCAGCAUCCGACAAAACUGGAGAUUGUUAGAACUCGCACCUUUGACACAUGCUUUGGGUGCUCAGGUUAGAAACGAAAAAUUCUUAUCUUUACACACUUUGGUGCACUUCCUCCCACCCCAUGUCCCUGUAACAUUUGUGGGAAAUUUUAUAUUCAUAUCCCAUUUUAAACCAUUUUAGGAUUUUGAAAUUGUGUCUUACUACCAGAAAAUCAACCAUCUGAAGGGCAAGGAGAAGUAUGAACAUAAAGAAGUGUGGCUGUUUAAAAACAUAUUCCAAGAUUAUACUUUAAAAAUUAAUGCCCCUCAUUCUACCGCCAAAAUUAUCUGCCUUGGGAAGCUUUAAAGCUUUCCCCUUACCCUCACCUGCUACUUUUGUUUCUAAUCACUGGGGGGAAUGCUGUUCUCAGAGUAUUUUCAUAUUAUAUAUAUAAAAAACUUUCAUAGUAGAAAAUCUUGCCUUUUGAGGUAAAUUUGAAUUUUAAAUGCAGCCAAAAAUGUAAUUUGAAGUCAAGUUGAUUGAAUCAGGUGAGUAAUGCCACUUUUUUUUAUGUAUACAAAAAUGAGAGCCCUAUGAAGUAACAAGAUUGGCUUUCCUAUGUGGCUCACAACCCAAGAUGAUUACAAAGAAGAAUUCUAAAAAUAUUUUGAGAAGUGGCUGUAUUCUUGGAAUAAGGGUAGAGCUUUCGAGAGCAUUAUACUUUCCUACAUUUGGAAGUUUAUGAAAAAAAAUGAAUCCUUGCUUUUAUAAACAUGAUUUGUCUAAAAAAUGUGGUUGUUAUUAGACAGGGAGAAUAGACAUGGUAUUAUUACAUGUAAUAGGGUGUUAAUAAUUCGGGCAUAAAGUCAGAAAGAAACUUCAAUCAAGCCGGAGAUAUUUUCAGAAAUGUGCAAAACAAAGAUACUUUUUAAAAUUCAAAAGCACCAUUCACGAUUUGUGUGUGUGAAAUUUCUCUCAUUAAAUGCCACUAUUCACAGAAUCAUUUACUCAGAAUUUUAAAAGAUAUUUUUAUGUUUUCUCCCUCUUUCUUUCCUUUCCUCCACCUGCCCCUCUUGUCUUCAACAUUUCACAGCCUUACUGGAAUAAGUACUUUAAACUAGAUAUCGCAUCAUGGAACACUACAUCAAAAACUAAUGAUGUAAUGUAUGGUGAUUAACAUAACAUAAUAAAAAAAUAAACUGGAUAUGGCAUGACAUCAGCUAUCAUAUAAAGAUUUCAACGUGAAAUAGCCACCAUUUUUUCCUUGUAUUUAAAGAUGUUAAUGAGUAUUUGAACUUUUGUGUGAUAGG
This is a messenger RNA of Mirounga angustirostris (Northern elephant seal), 3481 nucleotides long. RefSeq names its product G protein-coupled receptor 135 (gene GPR135). The coding region runs from base 248 to 1777 and encodes 509 amino acids. Gene Ontology annotation, biological process: G protein-coupled receptor signaling pathway. The transcript has a single exon. NCBI's taxonomy places the organism in Eukaryota, Metazoa, Chordata, Mammalia, Carnivora, Phocidae. Gene Ontology annotation, molecular function: G protein-coupled receptor activity. Gene Ontology annotation, cellular component: endosome; plasma membrane. The record is from RefSeq and is a predicted model, not a curated record.